AGUCCAUAACGGAACGAAUUUUUCUACAGUGAUAGUACUGUGGGGUACUCGCAGUGCAUAUCGGAACAUACUACUUCAACUUGUAAUUUUAAUUUUAUGUCACUGUCAACUUGUCAAGUCAUAAGUCAAGCACCGUCUGCCAAACCAACGUGUUCUAUAAAAUUUUAAUUGAAAUUUUAAUAAAUAAUUAAUAUUAUAAAUAAAACUAAGAAAAAUGUCUUCUUCUUUUUUCUUAAAAGGGAAGUCAAGGCAAGUUCAUAAAAGAAAAGGUGAUAAAAUAAAUAAAAAGACGACAAAAAAACAAAUUGUUCCUAACCUCGAAAACGGUCAUGAAUCUUCAGAGAGUGAUUUAGAUUUAAAAAAGUUUUCUGAUGCCGAAGAAUCUGAAAGUGACCAUGAAACGGCAGAGCAGAAAAAGUUACGACUAGCGAAGAAAUACCUAGAAGAAAUAGAAAAGGAAGAAGCGAAGCGCUCGGAAGUUAAAGAACUCGACGAUGCGAUCGAUAAACGUUUGCACAAAGAUUAUCUCGAACAGAAAGGUAAAUUAAAAAUAGAAGUUGCUGACAACUAUAUCGCUCCUUGUGAAAAUGAUAGUAGACUUAUUAGGACCAAAGAACAUCGUCUGUCUCUCACAUGUGUGUGUGUAAGCAGCGAGAGUGACUACGCUUUCACCGGCUGUAAAAGUGGCACAAUCAUAAAAUGGGGUAUUAAAGAAAAACGAAAAUUAGGCUGUUUAUCUUAUAAAACACAUUCCACCUACUUGAAAGGAGGUAUCACAUCAAUAGCCAUAACAUCAGAUUCUAAAUAUUUAGCCACAGCCGAUUCAUCCCCUAGUGUUCAAAUUUGGGAUCCGCAUACAUUAAAACACAUACACACUUUUAGAGGACAUAAAGAUACUGUGAUUGGUCUAGUUUUUAGAAAGAACACACAUGACUUAUACUCAGCAAGUAAAGAUAGAUCAGUUAGGAUUUGGUCAUUGGAUGAAAUGGCUUACGUAGAGACAUUGUUCGGACAUCAGUCUCCUAUAACAUCUAUCGACGCGUUAUCCAGAGAGAGAGCUAUUACUUCAGGGGGUCGAGAUACAACUGUAAGGGUAUGGAAAAUAGUUGAAGAAUCACAAUUGAUAUUUAACGGUCCAGAGGGAAGCCUUGACGAGGUAAAAUUAUUAGAUGAGGAACACUUUGUGUCUGGCAGUGAUAACGGUUCAAUAUGCUUAUGGAGUGUUUUAAAGAAAAAGCCUAUAUGCAUGGUAAAAGAAGCACAUGGUUCAGAAAAUGGUGUACCUCGCUGGAUCAUGAGUCUCGCUACACUUUUAAACACAGAUGUUUUUGCGUCGGGAUCAUACGACAAUCAGAUCAGAGUGUGGAAAGUUAGUGAUUCUUAUAAAAACAUUGAACCUUUGUUCACAGUGCCGUCAGUUGGUUUUGUAAAUAAUAUACAAUUUACGAGUAAUGGUAGACAAUUAUAUGCAGCUUUAGGUCAAGAACACAAAAACGGCAGAUGGUUUAAACAAUCAAAUGCUAAAAAUGGUUUAUUAAUUGUUAAUUUUUCCAUUAAGUCAUAAUAAUUUAAUAAAAUAAUAUUAAAUUCA
Molecule: messenger RNA, 1591 nt
Organism: Melitaea cinxia (Glanville fritillary)
Lineage: Eukaryota; Metazoa; Arthropoda; Insecta; Lepidoptera; Nymphalidae
Gene: U3-55K
Product: U3 small nucleolar RNA-interacting protein 2
Exons: 1
Coding region: 215-1564 (449 amino acids)
Cellular component (GO): small-subunit processome
Molecular function (GO): snoRNA binding; protein binding
Source: RefSeq, a predicted model, not a curated record